AUGGAAAAACUACCAACUCAAUCCAAAGCCGACAGUUCCGGCUAUGUCGACCUUUCCGAGUCGUCCGUGGCGCGACCGAUCAGCACCCGUCGCGACCGGGUUGUUACUCGGCUGGCCGCAUGUCUGGGGCUCAUCACCAUCGCCUUCCUAGCUUUAUCGUGGACCCCCAUCUCCAUUUCCGGCCUUAAGCUCUUUUCGUGUCAUAGAUGGAGAAGACACCAUGAUGCUUCGUUUCCCCCGGACUUGGGCGCGGAGGAAGCUCCGUUGAUGAGUGGCCCACUGCAUGAGCUGUCCACCCUCGACGGAAGCCUGGCCUCGAGUAACAGAAUUCCCCUAGAAGCUCAUGUCAUGAGUAAAUGCCCCGACGCUCGGGACUGUCUCCAACAGCUUGUCCUUCCUGCUAUGGAGCAGAUCAGCGAUAAGGUUGACUUUAAGCUGUCUUUCAUAGCCGCAGUAUCCAACAAGUCAUCGGAGAUCCAAUGCAUGCACGGUCCCACCGAAUGCAUCGGUGACAUGCUCAUCCUCUGUGCGGCUAAUCUGCCUUUUCCGCCUGACUCCGGGGCCAUGUGCUCCAAGGAGUCCCGUACUCCAACCAUCCGGUCGCUCGGGUUUGCCAACUGCCUUAUUAGCUCGUAUCCCGAUAUUCCGAAGCGCGACCUGGUUCAGGGAUGUGCUUUGGAGCACGGUAUCGACUUUGAGGCUCUGAAUAAGUGUGCCAGUCGAGAGUAUGAUGACCUUGGCGACGACGAUGAUAGCGACGAGCAGACACCGCUUAGUGGCAUUGCUCUGUUGCGCAAGAGUGCGCUGCACAGUGAGAAGCUCAAUGUCAGGACCAGCUGUACGCUCCGACUGAACGAGUCUACCUGGUGUAUCCGGGAUGGUGGAGUCUGGAGGGACUGCGCCCAGGAAGGAGAGGGCAACAAAGUCUCGGUGCUCGUGGACGAAGUGAAGAAGCUGUGGGACAAGGUCAACUGA
This is a messenger RNA of Aspergillus neoniger CBS 115656, 975 nucleotides long. RefSeq names its product GILT family protein. The record is from RefSeq and is a predicted model, not a curated record. Lineage: Eukaryota; Fungi; Ascomycota; Eurotiomycetes; Eurotiales; Aspergillaceae. Gene Ontology annotation, molecular function: oxidoreductase activity, acting on a sulfur group of donors, disulfide as acceptor. The transcript is spliced from 2 exons. The coding region runs from base 1 to 975 and encodes 324 amino acids.